Molecule: messenger RNA, 7982 nt
Organism: Coregonus sp. 'balchen'
Lineage: Eukaryota; Metazoa; Chordata; Actinopteri; Salmoniformes; Salmonidae
Source: the annotation of a GenBank genome assembly
AUGGCGGGGACGAGGUAAGACAGAUACGAUUCUAGUGGGUUUGGAUGGAGUGGUUUUGCAAAUUGAAGGAUGCUGUUAUUGUUGUUUAAUCACUCUUAAAAGUAUUUGGAGAUUUAGUGGGGGCCAUUGGUGACUUCUAGAGAUGUAACACCUGGGCAAUGGAAUCAGGAGCCUGGGCCCUCACUUACUAUAUGCGGCUGGUCGGUGGAAAGUUGUUGAUGCAUGUGUUAUUAUGCGUAAUUCUGUUAUUCUUGAGUAUUAUAGUCCCGAAUCGUUAUGACAUAGUAGAUGUUGUUCAGGACUACCCUGUCUAUGUGCAUUUAAAACAGGAAAUAAUUAGAAUUGGUGGUUGAAACAUUUUGAAUUUCUGAAAAUAUUUGCAUUUUUUUGUCUCUUUCUUUUCUAAACUGAAGCUUAGUAUUUUCCUAACUUGUUAAACUCACUCACAAUCAACAGAUCUGUGAUAUCACUAAAACUGCAUCCAUUAUCCUUUCUGUCAAUUGACAUUUCUGCACUGUAAAUCUUUACCGCAUAAGCCUCAUAACAAUAUGACAAUCUUUAUUACUAUGGUCAUGUCUACGGCAUUGUUAAUGUUGUAAUCAACAAUGCAGAGAGAAGUUAGGGUCUAUGCAAACCAUCAGUAUACACAGCUGUUGAUUUCUUAAUCUGUUCACUUUUUUGGGUGUGGAGGUUGAGAUUUGCUUCCUGUUGGGAGACACAUUGUGCAACGUUUCUAAAAACCACACAAUUGGUUUAAAACCCAACAAUAAACUACUAUGUGACCUUGCUGGAUGAGCCUUGGUAUUUAGAUUGAACAUAGAUUUUUUUUCCGUUGGUAGACUGUUUAUUAUUUGCAAGAAUCCCAAACUUGAACAGACUGAGUUUUUCCUGCUCAUCGACAGACACAUUACAGCAAGAAGGAUUGAUGAGAGAACCAGUACAGGAAGUAAGGCUAACGUCCUCAAGCUUAGACUACACUUCUUGCAGUGUCUGCCCUUAAAUGUUCCUAAUUUCCUGGACAUUACUACUAAACCAAAUGAAUCAAUUAAUUCACCAACAGCAAAAACAGCACUUUAACUGCCUUCUGUGAAGUAUUUUACAUCCAUUGAUUUAUUUGAAAUCGUAUCAAUCGGAUAAUACUUAUUUUUGAACAAUAUUUUAAUCUGAACAUGUUUUCUCCUCCUUUUGACCAGAAUCACCAAUCUUCAGAGUGUAGGGAAACAGCAGCCUCUGAUUCUGCCCCACCAGGUGACCGGAGCGGCACCGGGUACGGUCCAGAUGCGCAUCAAGAGCUCUCAGAGCAGUGGGGAACGGCUGAGUCAAACCAAGUCCAUGGUCCUGCAGGACCCCGACCUGCCUCCCAAACCUGUAAGUAUAGGACACGUGCACAUAGAGAUAGACAUGCACACAUUCACACACACACACACACACACACACACACACACACACACACACACACACACACACACACUGCUCACUUAUUAUACCAUUUUAUAGCAUAUUUUGGAUUGAAUGUUGUUUGACAUUUGGUGAACUAUGUUUACAUAAAUUCCAAUAAUUAUGAUUAUAGUAUUUAUAAACCGUUGUCUCACAUUAGGUGAUUAUCAUUUGCUUAAUUGCGCUGAGCUCUGUUUAACUGAGCACUUCCCAGUGGGAAAAUCAGGGUAGAGAUAAAACAGAUGAUGCAAUUACAAAAUGAGCAAUCUGGUGCAGCAUAUUUGGAAUAAUGUAGUUACCAUGUUGACAAUGAACUGGACAUAACCCCAACCAUUUACUCUUUCCCAUAAGCAGGUGUGGGGCCGGUUGACACCUCUAUUUAGCAUAGUGGUUAUUGACCGUAUCAUAAUAAUAGUGGUUCAUGACCGUAUCAUAGUGGUUCAUGACCGUAUCACAGUGGUUCAUGACUGUAUCAUAGUGGUUCAGGGCCGUAUCAUAGUGGUUCAUUACUAUCUCAUAGUGGUUAAUGACCGUAUCAUAGUGGUUCAUUACUAUCUCAUAGUGGUUAAUGACCGUAUCAUAGUGGUUCAUGACCGUAUCAUAGUGGUUCAUGACCGUAUCAUAGUGGUUCAUGACCGUAUCAUAGUGGUUCAUGACCAUAUCAUAGUGGUUCAUGACUGUAUCAUAGUGGUUCAUGACCGUAUCAUAGCGGUUCAUGACUGUAUCAUAGUGGUUCAUGACCAUAUCAUAGUGGUUCAUGACUGUAUCAUAGUGGUUCAUGACCGUAUCAUAGUGGUUCAUGACUGUAUCAUAGUGGUUCAUGACCAUAUCAUAGUGGUUCAUGACUGUAUCAUAGUGGUUCAUGACCGUAUCAUAGUGGUUCAUGACCGUAUCAUAGCGGUUCAUCUGUCUAUGUAUUGGCUGGAAUAAUAUAGCUGCACAUUUAGUUUAAAACAGGCCAAUGUAACCUUCAGUCAGUCUCAGUUUCUAACAUGUAUUUUAAACCUUCAUAGAGUUUAUUAAUAAUUGACAGCAAACUGAAUUACUCAGAUGAUCACAGCCGUGAGGCCACGUCUUGAUGUUUUGUUGCGUUGCUUGUUUGGUAAUUAUGCAGAAGAUACUUGUUUGUGAGACGCCUCGUACUGCAAUAACACAGUUUGUCCAGAGGGCAGAGUAGAGGUACAAAAGCUACUGCAGAUAAUGAACCAGAUCCUACAGACUACAAACAUGGUCACUAACACCUCCCAACAAACACAGCUCAGAGCACAGAACGUUAUAGUGUUGAUCUAACAUUACAUCAGUGUUCCAGUGUUCCAGUGUAGAAUGUUAUUCUGAUUACAGCUGUACUAGUUUUCAUUACAUUCAUUACACAGAGGAUCACAUCUAGCAAACAUCAAAAUGAAUGCUGUUUGUUGCUAUCAUGUAUUAGUGUGUGUUUGUAGAGAGCAGAGUAAUUGUUUCUUGACCUCCUUCAAUUUAUUGCCAUAUGUGUUAAACCCAGCUGGAACGUGUCCUCCUCCACCCUCCUCCACUGUGAUUAAUGAGAGAUUAUAAACUAGGUGGUUCCCGCCCUGAAUGAUGAUUGGCUGACAGCCGUGGUGUAUCAGACCGUAUACCACGGGUAUGAUAAAACAUUUAUUUUUACUGCUCUAAUUACGUUGGUAACCAGUUUAUAUUAGCAAUAAGGCACCUCAGGGGUUUGUGGUAUAUGUCCCAAUAUAGCACGGCUAAGGGCUGUAACCAGGCACUCCGCGUUGCGUCGUGCUUAAAGAACAGCCCUUAGCCGUGGUAUAUUGACCAUAUACCACAACCCCUUGGGCCUUAUUGCUUAAAUAUAGCAGCCAAAAAUAGGCAGAACCAGUCGCAGUGAAUAAAGGACUCAUUAGGGGUUUGGAGUGUGGGAGCAGACCUAUCCUUAUUGGGAUUCCUAUUAGACAGUCAUUUGAACAGUAGAGGGCAGGGCAGCACCGUGCUGAGGGAUAAAACUCAAUACCAAACGGUACAUACUGUGUUUCUAUAGCAACCAGGGUGACUAUUACAGAACACUGGUUCAACUAUGUAUAAGCUCAACCUUUUCUGAGAUACCUUUGUUGUAACUACAACUUUUACUACUCUGCUAGUUUAAUCUCUCGUUAAUCAAUAACCGUGCUCUAUUCAUGUCCAUGUUGGUCUUUUGGAAUGAGUGUUUCCAUUGCUGUUAUCGUGAUAUGAAUUAUCAUGGUCUGAUUGUGAUUAGCACUGGGUUGUGUGAGUUGUUUAUCGGUUGUCGCAGUGUGAGGUCCCAUCUCAUUAACCACACACACUACUGUCAGAGACUCUGUAGGCAUUCAUGAUGUAGAUGUUAAACAUGUUAACACAUCGAUGAGACAUUCACACAUGUAACCAUACUCUGUUUGUAUUAUAUUGCAUAAUCUUAAUAGCUGUUAAAUACAAUUUGGAAUACAUGGACUCUUCACAAUACCUGUAUUAUUUUAAUUUCACCGAUUUAACUAGCUAAGACAAUGGGGCCGCAAUCAAGCAACAGUUGUGAUUUGAAACCGUCAGGGAAGUCAGCUCCUCUCCACUGUUUCCUCUGUUUCUCUGUCUGUAGAUCUCUCGUCACCGGAGGAACCAGUCUCAGCAUAACAUCGGUGGAGCUGGAGCCUUAGAGACUCCUGUGAGCAUGACAGACCACCAUAAUGAACUGUCAGGAUGUAUGGAAGCAUAUGAGCAGAAAUCAGUUAUUAUACCGUACUAAUUAUUGUUCACUGUAAAUAUGUUUCUGUACUUUUCAUUCAGCAGGCCUAUUUUACUUAAAAUAAGUAUAUUUAUUGGGUUGAUACUGAUAAAAUAGCAUGUGUCUGAUUGGAAUAUGUAUGUCACAUUCAUUGAUAAUAUCUGUUAAAGGAUAAAUGUUACAUCUUGCAUUUCAGGUUGUUUUGAAAGGUGAACAUUUGAAUAAAGCCAAAAUAUCCGAUGGAGGCAAAAAACUGAGGAAGAAUUGGACUUCAACUUGGGUAGUCCUGGACACAGAUAAACUUCUGUUUUAUAAAGAUAGCAAGCAAGAAGCCCUGACGAAUUUGGUAGGUUUUUGCAAGAUACACACCCACACUCAUACAAUGUUCAAUUACAGCCUCAAAUGAACUUUCUGAGGCAUUGCCUAUAAGCAUUAUGAGUACACAUGUUGAGUGAACACAUGCUAUGUUCAUUUUAAUUUGUGUUUUCUUUUAUCUUCCUAUUUCUUAAACUAGCAAAUUAACUUUAGCUUUGAUCCCAUGGACUAGAACCCACCCCAUCUAAAUGCAAUAAAGCAACUGUUUACCCCCUUGUGAGGAGGACUGUAUAUAGUGUGUGUGUGUGUGUGUGUGUGUGUGUGUGUGUGUGUGUGUGUGUGUGUGUGUGUGUGUGUGUGUGUGUGUGUGUGUGUGUGUGUGUGUGUGUGUGUGUGUGUGUGUGUGUGUGUGUGUGUGUGUAUGUGUGUGUGUGUGUGUGUGUGUGUGUGGUGUGUGUGUGUGUGUGUGUGUGUGUGUGUGUGUGUGUGUGUGUUUGUGUGUGUGUGUGUGUGUGUGUGUGUGUGUGUGUGUGUGUGUGUGUGUGUGUGUGUGUGUGUGUGUUUGUGUGUGUGUAUGUACGUGCAUGUGUGCAUGUGUGUCUGUGUCUGUCUAUGUGUGUAGUAUGUGACUUUAAUCCACCCAGAUAUAUAUAUAUAUAUAUAUAUAUAUAUAUAUAUAGAGAGAGAGAGAGAGAGGAGAGAGAGAAGAGAGAGCGAGAGAGAGAGAGAGAGAGAGAGAGAGAGUGAGAGAUGUAGGAGAGAGAGAGAGAGAGAGAAAGAGAAAGUCUAAAAUGAGCUUGCCAUGCUUUUUAAUGAAGCUCCGAGGACUUAAUCAAAGCCCUCUCCCUUACUGAGCCCCACCAGUGCAACGUUCUGUCAUACUCUCCCAUUCAAAUGGUUCAUUAUGGGCAAGAGAGGCAUUUCCACAUAGAUUGACAUAUCUCCCCCUUUUCCGAUGAAAAACUUUUCUAAAUAGUGGGUACGGUGGAGGGCGUUUGUUUUCAUAAUUUCAUAAUUUGGUUUAUCUUUGUUUUAGAGUAGAAUAAACAGCAUAUUAAUCUCUUGUGUUAUCAAUUGGUCGCUGUGGACAGUAUUUAGGUUUUUGCUCUGAACAUACACAAUGUUGUCAUCAUCAUACAAACUCAGGAUAUGAUCUCACCUGCAACAUGUACAUAGUUCUGUAAGGAGAGUUAUUUAUUGAGUAGAAACAAGAACGCUCAAAUCAUCCAACUAAAACAAGUGUAGUUUACUAUGACUGAGGCAGGUACUGGAAGUCAAAUAUCACCUCAUUUGUCCAAUACUGUACCUGUCAGCCAUGAUAGUUCAAUGAGUCUUCAGGGUUCAGUCAAUUCGAAGCUGGUCAUGUGGGAUCUCAGUGAGCAUCUUUCAUUCGCCUAAAAUGGCUUGGUUACUGUUGGUUGUACAAUGUACUGGAAUACUACAUUGUAAUAUUAUUGCAGAAUGUUCUUAUCGUCUUAAUUUUCUACUGCAUCUCGCUAUGAUUUCACCAGGUUUUAGAUUGUUUCAAUUUGCUGAGACCACUGAAGGGAAUUAUAUCUAAAUGAGUUCCCAUGCCUUUUACACCGAUUAGUUGUUGUUUGAAAAGCAACAUAUAUAUAUAUUUUUUCUAAAUCACAUUCUCUCUGCCUGAAAAUUAUACCAUUCCUAUUUUGAUAUGGUUACACACUGCUUCUAUAAUUCCAUAAAGGAUAUGAAUAAGAUAUUAAAGGUUAGAACUAGAUGGUAAUUUCCCAUGAAGAAAAUUCCAUGAAGUGGGACUUGCUUUAACUCUUUACAAGUAUUUUUGUGGUAGUGGAAGACGUUUAAAAUGUUUUACUUAAGCCAAGAAGUUAAAUAUAGUCAAAAUUGUAUUUAGUAAAAUAAUUUGUCUGUUUACUUUGAUAGACUACACUAUCAACCUUAUUACUUUGUAUUGUGGGGCAGUUACAUAACAUAUUUUUAUCACAAAUAACUACAUUCAGACUAGCCUACAACACUUUUAUACACUCUCCUACUAGAAUACCACAGUAUACUGUAUGACAACUGGAAUAAUAGACUGCAGAAGACAAGGAGGCAUUGUUGAAGUUUAAAAUAAAAAUAAAAAACAUUAGUUUUAUUCAAAGCGUUUAUCCAACCAUACAUGAAUGUCUUAAUCAACAGAUAAAGCUGUUAAAAGAAAGUUAUGACUGGAUAGAUAAAUAAAUAGGAUAGAUUAAUAAAUGGAUAGAUUAAUAAAGUAAGGCUACAGGGAUGGAAGACAUAAUGAUGGAGGGAUAAAACAAUGUUAAGUUGGACUGAUUGGUAUGAUAAAGGAAUGAAUGUAUGGUUGAAGGUGUGGAUGGUGUGUGUGAUAUUCUCUGAUAUUCAGAUUUGAAUAGCAGAGAAGUGGACCAAGGUGCCAUACCCUUUAAGUGUUUGUCUACGACGUGUUAUUGAAAAAAGUGGUCAAGGUAGCUGAUUAGUGUCAAAAGUCACAAUGUUCACUCAUUAUCUCAUGCUUAGAAUGUGCUCCCCCUUUGUUAUAAUUUGAAAGUUCUGAAAAGUUCCAUGGCAGUUAAUUCAACAGCGGGAAGUUAGCUAAAUUAGUUGACGUGGUUACUAAAACAGCUGUACCUCGUGAUUGGUAGUAGAUAUUUCUGUUCUUAAUUCAGAUUUGAAUAGCAGAGAAGUAGACCAAGGUGGCAUACCAUCUUAUGUUUUUGUCUACGUUGUUGGGAAAAGUGGUCAAAACAGCAGUUCUUUAUAAAAAGUUACAGAAAAUGUUGAUGUGGUCCCUUAAACAGCUGUAACGUUUGAUCGGUACCAGAUAAUUAUGUUGUUAUUGAAUGAAGAAGGACAAAAAGAAAGAUAAAAAAAUGUAUCGUAAGCACAGUAUUCCAGACCAGUCUGUACAUUUUAAAGUCUGAAUGGCGUUUCUAGCUUCAACGGUGUAAGAGGAGUAGCGUGCAGAUGAAUAAUAAGAAGUAUGAUGAAGAUUUAAAGUUGGAACUUUUGCUUCGCAAGUGCCAUCUAAUACUAGAGAAUGUACAGCACAUGCACAUUCUCAUCUUAAUGGGAAUCAGAAUAUAUGUCUCUGCUCUUGGGCAGAUUGCUUCCGUUUGUUCAUUAAUCGUGAUUCAUAUGAAAUAUCUGGCCAAGAUAGUGAUAGCUAUACCCUGUUUGAAAACAUGCCUUUUGAUAUUUCUCCAUAAUGAUGGUGCUUUUAUCCCAUUCAUAACAGAGCAGUGAAACUACUUACUACUAACCGCCUCUCCCCUCUGCCUCUGAUCCCUCUGUAGAAGCCUGGAUGCAGUCCUGAUGGGAUGGAUCUCUGUGGGGCUGUGGCUGAAUGGACAACAGAGAAGUCCAGCCGGAAGAACGUGCUUCAGGUGCGGCCAUUUAGUUUAUAUGUGAAGAGGAUCAAAGUAGUUUACUAUAAGACUGAGCAGCUUGCAGAUUGUCUGUUUUGGUUGUUGAGGAUGGGAUGUUCUUGGGUGCACUCAUUCCCUUAUGAUUUAUACAGAUAAUAUACUAA